Messenger RNA from Zasmidium cellare ATCC 36951, 2814 nucleotides. RefSeq lists its product as uncharacterized. The transcript has a single exon. Gene Ontology annotation, biological process: protein import into nucleus. Bases 1 to 2814 code for a protein of 937 amino acids. Lineage: Eukaryota; Fungi; Ascomycota; Dothideomycetes; Mycosphaerellales; Mycosphaerellaceae. Gene Ontology annotation, molecular function: nuclear import signal receptor activity; small GTPase binding. The record is from RefSeq and is a predicted model, not a curated record. Gene Ontology annotation, cellular component: nucleus; cytoplasm.
AUGGCGUGGCAGCCGGAGCCGCAGGCCCUCACCCAGCUGGCCAAAUGCCUCCGCGACUCUCUCAGUGGCCAUGACGUUCAAGCACAGAAGCAGGCCGAGCAGAUGCUGCGUUCAGCAAAGGCCAACCCAGACAUGAACAACUACCUGGUCUACCUCUGCGUCACCCCAGAUCCAGUCAAUGGCAUGAGCCCCGACACAUACCAUGCAACUCGAAGCGCGGCAGCCAUUAUGCUCAAAAACAACGUCAAAAUCUCCUUCAGGUCGAUACCGGAGGCAAGCAAGACGUAUAUCAAAUCGCACGUCCUACACGGCCUGCAAGAUCGGAACACACAGAUCCGCAACUACAUUGGGAAUGUCGUCACGGAGGUGGUACGACAGGGCGGCAUUCUUGGAUGGCCGCAGGUACUUCCAGAUCUCGUCGCUCUGGUAGCGAACGAGUCUGGUCAUACUUCACCUGAAGCUCAGGAUGGUGCUAUGGGCGCCCUGUUCAAGAUCUGCGAAGACAACCGAAGAGCACUCGACCAAGAAUACCAGACACAGCGACCGCUGGCAUAUCUUCUACCGAAGCUCGUCGAGUUCACCCGAAGCGAGAAUGCAAAAGUGCGUGGACGAGCUCUGGCCACCAUCAACGUCUUCCUGACCGAGCCCAUCGCUUUGACUGUUCGAGAGAAUGUCAACGAGAUCCUUCCUGAAAUCGUUCGCCUCGCCACCGACAACAACGAUGACGUGCGUCGAUUCGUAUGUCGAUCAUUCGCUCUGCUGGCCGACGCACUACCAGAAGUGCUCGUUCCUCAUGUUGAAGGCAUUGUUAACUACACGCUCUCACAACAGAAAGACGCUCAGAACCAGGAGUUGGCACUAGACGCGGCAGAAUUCUUCUUCGAAGCAAGCAGCAACGGCUCGCUGAAAGGAGCCCUAGGACCGUACCUUAGCAAGAUCGUUCCCGUGCUCCUGGACUGCAUGAUCUACAGCGAGGAUGACCAAGUCCGGCUGGAAAGCGAGAAUGAAGAUGCUGAGGUCGAAGAUGAAGCCAAGGACAUCAAGCCCCAGUUCGCUACCUCGAAAACUUCUCGCACAGAUGCUGGAGCAACAGACGCCAAUGGUCAGGCCAAGCCUACAGCAAAUGGCUUCGCAUACGAAGAUGAUCUGAGCGAUGGUGAAAUCGAGGACGACGAUGACUUCGACGAGAUCGAUCCCGAAGAAGAGUGGAACCUGCGCAAGUGCUCGGCAGCGUCGCUCGAUAGUCUCGCCGGCUUCUACCAUGGUGCUGUGUUCAAGGAGGUGUUGCCUUGGCUGAUCGAGAACCUCAAGCACAAGGAUUGGCCGAAUCGUGAAGCAGCCGUUCUCACUCUGGGAGCCAUCGGUCCGGGUUGCAUGGAUGACAUCGCUCCACACCUUUCAGAGCUCAUACCGUAUUUGCUCUCCCUUUUGCAAGACCAGAUGCCUGUGGUACGGCAGAUCACUUGCUGGUCGCUGAGUCGAUACGCCGAGUGGGCUGCACACGACAACAACGCGCCGAAGCAGCAAUUCUUCGAACCCAUCAUGGAAGGACUGCUGCAGCGAAUGCUCGACAACAACAAGAAGGUUCAAGAAUCUGCAGCAUCUGCAUUCGCCUCGCUGGAAGAGAAGGCAGGCAAAGAGCUUGCUCCAUACUGCACAGUCAUACUCCAACAGUUCGUGAAGUGCUUCAACAAGUAUAAGGACAAGAACAUGUACAUCCUUUACGACUGCGUCCAAACACUCGCAGAGCAUGCAUCGCCAACGUUGGCAAAGCCAGAGAACGUUACGCUUCUCAUGCCGGCCAUGAUCGAACGCUGGCAAAAGGUCCAGGAUCAGUCCAGAGAGAUGUUCCCACUGCUCGAGUGUCUGUCCUUCGUGGCGACAGCUCUUGGUCAAGAGUUUGCACCGUACGCACAACCGCUCUUCAUGCGCUGCAUCAAGCUCAUCCAGCAUAACUUGGAAGACGGCAUGGCUGCGGAGCAGUCAUAUCUCGACACGCCCGACAAAGAUUUCCUGGUCACGAGUCUAGACCUUCUGAGCAGCAUCAUCCAAGCUCUUGACGAGGCCCGAAGCACUGAACUUGCUGCCACUGCACAGCCAAACAUGUUCGAGCUCCUGGCUUACUGCAUGAGGGACGGCAACAACGAUGUGAGGCAAUCUGCCUACGCACUGCUGGGCGAUUGUGCCAUCUACAUCUUCUCUCAGCUCCAGCCGUACCUGCCUGAGCUUAUGAAGAUCCUCAUUGCACAACUGGACCUUAGCCAGACUACCGAUGACCCAGAGACGGCCUUCAGAGUGAUUAACAAUACUUGCUGGUCGUGUGGUGAAAUUGCCAUGCGACAAAAAGAAGGCAUGAAUCCAUUCGUCGAGGAGCUCUUGACCAGACUUGCCUUCAUAAUGUUCAGCAAGGAUGUGCCAGAGUCUCUGAACGAGAACGCAGCGAUUGCGUUGGGUCGACUGGGCAUCGGCUGUCACAAGCAACUGGCACCGCAUCUCGCCAACUUUGCACCACCAUUUCUCCAAUCAAUGCAGAAAGUGGGCUGGACUGACGAGAAGGGCCACGCUUAUAAAGGCUUCGUCAAUGUCGUCCUCGACAACCCUCAGGCACUCGAAUCGUGCCUCAUCGACUUCCUCACCGAAAUGGCGAACGCUCCUGGCGUAUUCUUGACCGGAAUGCAAGACGACGGCCCUCUGCAUGGCUUCGAGCGUGUGCUGGCUCAGUACAAGCAGAUGAUAGGAGAAAACUUCGACAACUACCUGCACAACCUCCCGCCAAUGCAAGAGCAAGCGCUGCGCCAGCUGUACACCUUCUAG